Messenger RNA from Rodentolepis nana, 2583 nucleotides. Lineage: Eukaryota; Metazoa; Platyhelminthes; Cestoda; Cyclophyllidea; Hymenolepididae. The record is from the annotation of a GenBank genome assembly.
AUGUUACCUGGUUUUCUUGUUGACCACUUCUCAGAUAAGGGUAUGCGUCGUUUACCGACUUCACUAUCCUUUCCCCUCAAGCGCAAUGCAGCUGCAUUACAGGAGCCACCUUCAGUAUUCGAGAAAUCGCCCGAAGUUCGGCGACCCCAGAAGCGCCCUUUGGUGAAGUCUGACGAGAGAACCCCUAAGAGAGCUCGCAUGGAUUCCACUGUAUCCAAGACUGUGAAAUCCGGAGAUCUAUCUGAUAAAAUAAGUGAAAACCCUGUGAAUUACGAGGAAAGUCCUUCCAAGGAUUCUCGUUCGUAUCGUUCUCACAAAAGGUCAAAGGAGAAGCAUCGAAAGCGCAGUAACAAAAAGCGUAUUGAUGAAGAUGACAGAAAAAAUAAAAGACAACACGAUAGAACUUCACCUGAGGGCUAUGCGGCCCCAACUACAAAUCUUGUUGCGUCCUACAGUUCAGAUGAGGAAAAUGAAGCUACUAAGCCAUUAGCACAAAUUCGACCCGCUCCGGCUACCCUUCCUCGCACCAAAAGUGUCUCCUCUCCCAAGGUGAAAAGUGAACGUAAAAUGCUCUUUACAAGCACUUCUCCCCAAGAUUCUACCACAACUAAGGUAACCAAAGAGACUGCUAAAUCGACUUGGGACUCAAGUGACAGCGAUUUUGAAACUGCACUAGGGGCUCCAAUCAAGUCUUCUCAGGAGAAUGGAAAGGAUGAUGGGGUGGUUAAGAAGAAAGAACGUCUGUAUCUUCCUGUUCAACACGAGGUCGAAGGAGUUCUUCUUGCUCUUACUCAUCCCGAAGAAGAUCUUCCUCAACUUCUCGUUCUAGUUCUCAGAGUAGUCGUAGUUUAUCUAGAUCGUAUCGAAGACGAAGUCGUUAUAAAACGCGCAGAUAUCACGGCCGUAGACACCGCCGUAGGUCAACUACUAGAUCUUUUUACUCGGACAGUUCUUAUUCAAGGUCUUCAAGUCGUGAUAGGCGGAGAAGGCGUUAUUCUAGAAGUAGGAGUGAUUCUUAUCGCCGAAGAUCUUAUCGUUCGUAUUCCUCUCGAAGUCGGCGUGGACGUUAUUCCUCAUCUGAUCGAUCACAUUCCCGUGAUAGCUCGCGUUCUCCUACUCCCCCUGUUUGCAGAAGAACAAUCUCCAAUAGUCGGCUUUCUAAGUACCUUUACUAAAGCACAUAAACCCUCUCAAGUUGUGGCCGCGGCGGCUAGUGAAGCUGUUAAAAAAGUAACCGGACGGAUUGACCCCAGUCCAUCUGUCUCUCCUCUUUCUUUAUCCAAACUGGAGGAAACUUCGUCCUCAUCAAAAGAAGCAGCUGUUUCACCCCCAAAAACUGAAGAAAAGAAAGAGGAAGCUGGAAAUGUGGAAUCGGAAGCUAAGAAAGAUGUUGCAAAUUACAUUGGACCUCAAGUUCCACCGGAUAUGGCUAAAAAAUUGGGUCUUAGUUUAGACGCUACAUCAACUUCUGGUGGUAAUAAUACCUCUUGGAAGGCUCAUGUUGGUGCCAAAAAGAAAUCAGAUAAACUGCUGAUCGAAAAUGUGAAGAAAUCCGAAGAUAACAAGGCAGAUUUCAUGAUUCCUCCUGAAAAGGAUGAGGAAUAUAGAGCUCUACAGGCAAAGGCACAGGCUCAUGCUCAACAGAGACAGCUGCAAGCAGCAACUCAGCAACAGCAAUUAGCUGCUAUUUCCAACGUCACACCAUUUACCGCCGCCGCGGCAGCAGCAGCAAUGUUGCAUAAUGGACAAUCGGCUGUCGCCCUACCACAUAUUACCAUUGAACAACUGAGAGCGAGGCAAAAUGUGUGUCUUUUAUCUGGUCAUCAAGAGCAGGCUAUUCAAUUGGAGUCUUAUAUCAGACAGCAACAGCAAGCUGAAAACGUGUCUGCUGCCCUGCAACAACAACAGCAACAGCAACAGCUUCUUCAAAUGAUGGCUUUGCAUCAGCAACAGCAACAAAAUGCGGCACUUUUAAUGGCGGCUCAACAAGCAAAUCCCAUUCAUACUGCUCAGCAAGCCGCUCUUCUGCUUGCUGCCCAGCAAAAUCAACACCAAGCUACUAUUACGGACCAUUCUGCCUUGCUUGCAGCUCAGGUCCAACAGCAGGCUCAGGCACAUCAGGCUUUAAUCCAAAGACAGAUUUUGAAUGCUACGGCUUUACAGCAACAACAAAUUCUUCAAAUGCGGCUUUAUGCAUCUUCAACUGCUGCGACCGCUGGUAACCAAGCUGUUAUUCAAGCACUCCCAGCCAAUACAUCAACAACGGCUGGUCAACAGCAGGCCUUUGUUAAUGGAGGGGUAGGAGCCAACACCACGACAUCAACUACUGCAAAUGAGACUACGACGUCGAAUGAUGCUGUAAAUACUAAUCCAUUGAUGGCUGCGGUUGCGGCGGCUCAAAGGAAUCAGGCUAUUAACCAGGAGCAUGCUCAACAACAACUGAAUGCUGCUGCGAUGGUUGGUGCUGCUGCCGCUGCUGCUGCUGCUGUGAGAAUGCUUAUCCUAUUUGACAUUAUUAAUUACUUCUCGUUGGGCAAAAGCGCAUAUUCCUUAACACGUGGAGACACCCUAUUGGUUGAAUAA